GGUCGUGAGGUAGCCCGAUAUUGCACGGAUUCACUUGGAAAACUUAACCUCUGACAAAGGAUGCGAUUCUUUCACUCAGCGAAAAUGUGUUGUGAAAUAUCCGCAUGAGAUUACGUCAUGUUUUUUUGCCAAGAAAACAUUCAAAAGUCUGUAUUUUUUUCCAAUCGAGUAGGAAUUUUUGGCCUGCAAUAAAAUUGACAUGGAUACGUCCUCGCCGCGCAGCCUGGGAACGCUGCAAAUUCUAACUCGAAUUAACAACAAAACAACCUGUUCUCUCAGAAUCGCACGUCCAUCCCUGGAUCUAUCACUGCUGCUGAUGUAAAAGAAAGGUCCUAACGACACGACGGACGAAGACACAAGGACCAUAUUUACCUACUGUUUUGCUCCUCCGUCAACAAAUCCGACCAAGAUAUUUUAGAAUCCGCCAGUUUUAAUAGUCCUCUUUUCAGCGGUUACUGGUUAUAGUAUCAGUCAAAAUAAUUUCCAGUUGAAUGUUGAAAAUCAUUAGUUUUGCCUUUCGAUAUGUUAUACUCUAGAAAUCUUUAGCCAGCCCCUUUUUACAUCCAAUCGCAUGAAAAAGACCAAAGCUAGUAGCUAUUUGAUCAAUCGCAAUUUUCGGUUUUGUGGGUUUUCUCUGAGUACUCGUUAGCUCUUGGUUUUGCCCUCAAUAACUGUAAUUAACAAUGCUCUGUCAAAAGAGCGCUCUACUAAUUUACGUAGUGUUAUGAUACUGCCCUUUAGCUUUAUGAGUUUAAACAUCUGUUCACUGAGAACAAAAUGUCUCUCUCUUGUGAUAUGCAAAGUGGAUUUUCUCAGCAUAUUUUUAAAGUCAUCGCAGAACUUAUCCAUGUGUGAUCUGCGAGAAAAUUAUAUCUGGGAUGAAUGCAAGUUAACUUUUCGGCCUUGCAUAACUGGCGUGGAUUUUCCAGCAGUUCCCUGUGGGACUUAGAUCCAUCAAAUUUUUUAUUAGAUGUUCAGUUUACAAACAAGAACUCAAGCAAAACUACUUAACCAGUAGCUGUCAUUAUGUAUAUUGUCCUUAGAGAGUUCGCCGCCAUUAUGAUCUAAAUCUCAAAAUCAUCAAUCAUUGUUUCCCUUCACGUACCUUUAACAAUAGCACUCUUGAAAUCAAACCAAUUUUUUUCAUUGCGUCACUUGUUGCUCCAUUAGAUGUAAAUUCAAAUUGUUUAUUCCCGAGUAACUUCAAUGCUUACAAAAUUUACUGAAACUUUAUCGUUCGAGUGUUGUUCUUCGUCACGAAGGGCAUGACAAAUCAGGAAAAACCGCCGACCAAACAGGUUUUUAACAGCAGCAGCCACGACUUGCUUUUACACGAGACGUGCGCCCUGGGAGACGACACAAAACUCGAAGAAUUGGGUAGCUUUAUAAGAGGUGGAAAAAUCGACGUGAAUUCGAGAGAUGAGGAAUGGGGCAACAGAGCUGCUCUUCACUGGGCGGCACACAGAGGGCACGCCAAGUGUGUGAAACUUCUUUUGGAAUACGGCGCUGAUCCUGCCGCUCGUAUGGUGGGAGGCUGGACACCAGCUCACUGCGCGGCGGAGACCGGACGCUCAAAUGUACUCAAGAUCUUAAUCGAACACCAGGCCCCUGUCAUGAUUGCGGAUAACUCGGGGGACACGCCUAAAAGGGUAGCGGAGAUAUACGGACAUACGGCUUGUAUUGAACUUCUUGAAAGCGCUGAAGAUUCCUCUGUCCAAAAACAGCUUCUUAUUAGAGACAAGUUCCGCUCCAACACAAGAAAAGUUUCACGCAUUGUGGCUGAGAAAGGCUUGGAGGGUCUUCAAGGAAAAGUGACAGAUGUACCCAGCUAAGUUGUUGGUGCUAUGUCGGUUUGUGACGAAUCUCCUGAAUUCACGAUAAGUAGGUGAUAAAGACCUUAUCGCAAAAGGCGUCAUGGGAUACUACGCGAUAUCUUACGCGCGAGUCACGUGCACAUCACGUGCGCAUCACUUGCGCAUCACGCGCGAAUUAGGGCGACUUUAAACGGAAUAAUAAUCGCACCGAUGCAAAAACUCGAGGAUGUGUAAGAAGGUGGACUCAAUUCAAGUUUAGAAUUUUACUAUCUUGUCGUGGACGUCCGGGAAAGUUGGAUCUGUAUCCUUGACAUUUGUUCUACCGACCUUUAAAAGGGGUUGUUUUAAUUAGAUAGGUCGAUAAUUUCACAUGUAUUGUAAGUGUUCCUUGAUGGGUACUCGAACUCUAAGUUUGUGCCCAGUCUCACUCUUUGUCAAUCUUUAUUCACAGUCCAGUUCCUGUUGUUAAAUUGAAAUUCUGAUAAUCAUUUUUAGCCGAGGGUAGACGGAUUUCCCUUUAAAAAAAAAAAAAAAAGAACAAGCAAAACAACAACAAAAUGAUCAUAGUUUUAUGACGAAGAUUUCCUACCUUUAGGAAAUCUGUUAUCUCUUGAUCUGCUACGAUCAGUGUAUAAACAGAGAAAUUUCUAUAGACAGGAGAAUGCUGUGGCGACAGGAGUCACAGGAGAGUGUCAAUAUACCGAUCGCCACUCUUCCUUCUCUUAGGGGUUUCGCGCUUAUAUUAAGCUAUGAUCUGCGGUAUCGCGAGUGGUAGAGUUCAACUCUAUCGCAUCCUACUCGUAUUUUGACUUCUUAUUUCCAAACCACCGUUGCCUUCCUUUGCAUACCGGUGGCAAUUUUGACAAGAUAUUGUUAAUUGUUGGUGCACGAUUCACACCAGUCUCGGCGUCUAUUAGGAGAAAAGAAAGGGUCAACUAAGCCAUAGGUCAAGAUUUGGUUCACCCUUUAACCCCUAAAAGUGACCGGCUUCUUAUUUCUCCUUACAGUUUCACCCUUAAAUCAAAUUUAAAGGCUAUGAGAACGAAGGAAAUAAUCACCAUUUCAAGAAGCUUCUGAUUGUCAAAUCAAUUCUCCUUUAUUCAGUACCUUAUAAAAUGCAGAGUUAGCAGUGUGAGGAAUAUAAAUACUAAUCUUAUGAUAGAAAGGAUUAAGUCUGUUGUUCGAAUUAAGUUACUAAGUCUGACAGUUGAGUUAACCAAACGUAUGCCACGUAGGUGGUAUGGGAAAGACGAUAAGACUAAAAUGAAAUAUCAGAGCUUUACUAAAACGUCGAAUUUAUCUAAUAUACGAUCAUUUUUGUCUCUCGCAUUUUGAAAGGCCAGAUUGUCUUGAUAUCGAUGGUAAAUCGUUUUGUCUUUUAAUCCUUUCUGACAAUUGUCUAAAUUCUAAGUCUUUCUUUGACAGGUAGUAAAUUAGCCACAUUUAACUUCGGAUUUUUAUGUCAACAAAACUGGCAUCCUCGCUGACCUCUGAAUACUUUAAAGCGCUUAGAUUUGCAUCUUAGUUCAUUUGAUGGAUAAGGGUCGUGUCACGCUCCCUAAUGAGUACUGAAACAACCCGUCAAUCGCGAAUUGAAAUUAUAUCUUCUUUUUUUUCAAUUUUAGCGGGAGAGGCCCCUAUGAAAGCGCGUGAAUUCAUUUGUUGUGACGAAGGGGUAAUGUUCGAAACGUCAGUUACAGUGACCAAUUUACAUUAUCAAGUCUGUGAUAGAUCAAAACCAUCUUGUAAUGCCCCCACUGAGGGGCGCCACAGCCUCUUUAGAAACUAACCCCCUCCGCGCAAACAGUAAAGAAGGUCGACUGAGAAGGUUAAAUGUGAAAUUGUAUACAGUUAUCUUUAUCUGGUCAAAGAAUGGACCCAGUGACUAUGCUAAUUUUGGUCAUGUCCAUAACUCGUGUGUGGUGAAGAUGGAAUGACUACCCCUACUCUUAGCCCCAAAUAGAAUUUCACUUUCAAGUUUGGAAUGUUGGCGACAAAAUCAUAAAAGAGUACUUUUUUAUGUGGUUUAAGUGAAAUAUCUUAUAUAACCUCCCCGACUUUUCUUCGCAGUGCAGCUUAUACUUGUUGGACAAGACUUUCCAUUCACGUGUCGCGACAGUGGCGCACUAUUUCAUGCUAAAUGUUAACCUGUAGACCCCAUGAAGGCAUCCUGCUUCGUAACAGAUGAAAUAAGUUGAAUUUUAAGUGAUCUCUAGGGACUGUUAAAAGGCGAAGUUCAAGCCUGCACUUAUCGCAUGCCAGAGGCGUUUGCAUCCGUGGACCGAUGCCCUUAUUUGGCGGCAAGGACAGCGUUCCAUCACUGGGAUUGGCCAACCGUAAUGUCUAUUCAAACAAUCUUUCAGACUGUUUAAUUCAUUCAAACAAAACAUGAACGAAGUCGCGCACCAAGUGUAGCCCUCUGCUAAAAGGCCUUCUUGUGCGCUUCUUUACUGAUUGAAGCACUUCCUUGGGCCAUUUACGAGAGGAUUAUCAACAAAUGACGCGCGGUUCUUGAAGAGUUUCACAUCCUCGAUUCUUGGAACUUGUAGACAGGUCAAAAUGCCGCCUCGAAGAAAAGGCACGCAAGCCAUACGCAAAAGCGUUAUGGUACACAUCGAUCAGUCCGCAUGCGAUCUCAUCCACAAACCCGUACAAAGCGCACGUGAAUAGUUACAUGUAUUUGGUGGUUAAAAACCACAAUUUAAUCGCAGUAACGACCCGCCAUUUCUCCCAGAUCAUGCUACUUUGAUUGCUUAUCAAUGAUAUCCUGCCAGAGCCAAAUGAAUCGAUUGAUAUUUGGAAUUAUUGGAAUGGAUCCAGAGGAAUAGAUGUCCCGGGCUUCUGCGGGUGAUGGAAAGUGGAAUUUUGUCUGCAAAUAGGAUCUCAAGAGUAUUAAACUUAUGUCUAUUUUAUUUUAGUCGCAAAAAUAAAUGUGGUAACCGAAUAACUAAUGCAUUUUUCGCAUCAGUAAGGACACCGAAAAAGAAGUCAGCCAUGACCCUGUUGGAUUGCGCUGUCUGACCCGGUCAUAAUUAAAACGGAAAGAGUUACAUUCUCAGAAACUGUACUCUGUUAAAAAUUCCUGCUAUGUUUAAAAGUGAAGAAAUUGCUAACAGAACAUUUUCAGAGCGGCUGACACGUUUUGUCGUGAAACUAAUACAGAAAUGGCUGAGUGAUCAUUGAUCCGUCUUUCUCAAAGAAUAGGCUAUUAACGAGUAAGCAUCGACAAAUCGGCUUUUGCUGAUUACUUUAUCUUGUGGAAGCUUGAAAAUAAUAAUCGAGACCUUUUGAUUGUGAUCCAUUGAAUUUUAAAUGUUAGUUUUUGCAAUUGGGAGUUCCUAGUUUGUCACCCUCAAGACAAAGAUUAGUCAAUGAGAGCUUUUAUUUUCGUUGAACAUGUUAACUUGCACAGUAAAAGGGUCUCGG
Molecule: messenger RNA, 5240 nt
Organism: Pocillopora verrucosa
Lineage: Eukaryota; Metazoa; Cnidaria; Anthozoa; Scleractinia; Pocilloporidae
Source: RefSeq, a predicted model, not a curated record